Molecule: messenger RNA, 1943 nt
Organism: Oncorhynchus mykiss (rainbow trout)
Lineage: Eukaryota; Metazoa; Chordata; Actinopteri; Salmoniformes; Salmonidae
Source: RefSeq, a predicted model, not a curated record
GUUCAGACGAUCAGUAGCGUCAAGUUAUUGGCACCUGAGCCAGAGAGCAUUUCCAUCAGCGACUCCACAGACACUGACGAGCCCCUUGAGGAGGCAACCGAGGAACACCAGCCGUUAAUGGUGGAUCCGUCAAUUACGGCGCUUCAGUCAGUCGAAGGAGAAUACAGUAUGUCAGUGAUCCUAGGCAGGAAAUUGAAAAGGCUUGUGAGUUCAGGUGCACUUGCAAGUACAAUGAAGGGAAGCCCUGGUGUUUGCUUUUUGUCCCCAAGGAGAUGGUCAAGAGACCUGUCCAGAUGUAUUAUCUCACUAAUGGUACGGUGUCACCUGAGAGGGUGUGUAGUUAUCAGGAUGUUCUGGACCACCUGAACCUGACCAGAGGAAACGAUGUGUUCACCUCCACGCGGCCCGUGCUCGACCACACACACCCAACCAUGGUGCACCUGGAUGUCUACCUGUACGCUAUACUCGCCGUGAUUGAGAAGUCCCAGACCUUUGUUCCCUUCAUCUGGAUACAACUGACCUGGAAUAAUGAGCGGAUCUGGUGGGAUCCUAGUCAGUUCUGUGGAAUAUCCAGGGUCUCCGUUCCCAAAGAGAUGUUGUGGAUACCAGACCUCUUAAUCUAUGAGAUGAUAGAGAAGGAUGAUGGCCCUCACAGCCCAUACCUGUAUGUGUCCCAUGAUGGGAUCGUCUUAAUAGAGGACGAAAUGAAGGUGGUCAGCACCUGUAAGAUGGACGUCCACAAGUUCCCCUUUGACACACAGAGAUGUAACAUCACAUUCAGCUCCGCCAUACACAUCGUGACAGAUAUACAGCUCAUUCCUUUCUCUAACUCGUCCCGGGUCACCCAGGCUUCUCGUGAAGUCAUGCAAACGCAGGGAGAGUGGGAGUUCCUGGACAUGACUGUCUCCAGGGGCAAACUAAUCUUAGAUCGCGAGUGGGACCAGAUCUCAUACACUAUCACCAUGGCGAGGAGGCCCCUCCUCCACGUCAUCAAUUUCCUGCUUCCCAUCCUGUUCUUUCUGUGUCUGGACCUGGCCUCCUUCCUGAUCUCAGACCAGCGGGGGGAGAAACUAGGCUUUAAGGUCACCGUGCUGCUGGCCAUCUCUGUUUUGCUGCUCAUCCUCAAUGACAUACUGCCCUCCAUGUCAAACAGGACCCCUCUCAUAGCGACCUACUGUAUAGUGAUCUUUGCCUUCAUGUUGCUAAGCCUGUUGGAGACCAUCUUAGUGACUCACCUGAUGGAGAGAGAUUCCGUACACCAAGAGACAGGUAUAGACCGCGCCCCCGCAUAUGACUGUGACAACAAACCAGACCACACCCCCUGUCACACCUGUGACUCAGAGGAGGAGAGGAGGCGUGGUUGCUGUGCCUGUAUCUGUGAUGUGUCUGGAAGAAAAGCUCCAUGUGAACCAUUGCCUGUUGCAGAAGAGGUCAUCUGUAGCGAGCAAGGAGAGUCUCGCCUGCUGCUGUUGAUUCUGGGGGACCUACGGGCGGUUGAGCGGACAUUAGCGUUGUUCGCCAGUGGCAGGAGGGAGGGGAAACCUGGCUAUUGGACCAGAGUGGCACGGCGCCUCAACGCCGCCUUCUUCACCGUCUACCUCAUCUCUGUCAUGCUCUUCAUUAGCCUUAUGUGUAAGGAGUGGUUAAAUUAGACCUAGAAUUAAAUUACCAAUUGCAUAUCCAAAUCUAGACAUCAGAGCAUGCCUGUAUACUUUGUUUACCUCCCAUUUUCUCACGUGCAGUGCCACUGUCGAUGGGUGUAUUGAAAGCCAUGUGCAUUUUUUUAGCUCAUGUGCAUAAAAUAUACAUUUUUUUUAUAUUUAACAUAUUCGAACACUAUGGAGAGUACUUAUGUUAUCCAACUGUGUGCUUUUCAUUUCAUAUAUCAUGUUAAAUUAAAUUUAAUAAUUUUAUUGUAGACUACGCUUUACACCAAAUAAAAA